Molecule: messenger RNA, 802 nt
Organism: Rhizophagus irregularis DAOM 181602=DAOM 197198
Lineage: Eukaryota; Fungi; Glomeromycota; Glomeromycetes; Glomerales; Glomeraceae
Biological process (GO): regulation of transcription by RNA polymerase II
Cellular component (GO): mediator complex; core mediator complex
Molecular function (GO): transcription coregulator activity
Source: RefSeq, a predicted model, not a curated record
CAAAAUCAUGACUACACAAAACGUUGCUUCCGUUUAUCCUUUGCCACCCGAGUAUUACAAACGAUAUACGGACGAAAACCUCAGUAUUCUUAAACAAGUUAAAGAACAAGGAGAAGAAACGUUUGUUGAGUCUGGAGGUGCUCUGCCACAAACUUUUAAUAUCUUAGAAUUGGAACCUCCGCCCCCGAUAACGGAAGGAUAUUAUCACUGUUUUAACGACGCAUGGCCGGUUGUCGAUGUUUUAAAUUCUUUAGAAGAUCAAGGACACAAACAAUUAUAUCCGAAAGGCAAAAUAGAUCGAAAUGUAGAACUUAAGAAACUGAAUCAAUCAGCAAUUUUCAAUUUCCUUGAAUUGCUGAAUUCAUUGGUUAAAGACCCUGACCGAUCUUUAGAGAAAUUUGAACAAAUAAGACUAAUAUUUCUUAAUAUGAAACAUAUGCUAAAUGAGUAUCGUCCACACCAAGCAAGAGAAACUUUGCGCUCAAUAUUAAAAAAUCAGUUGGAGGAUAGAAGACGUGCCACCGAGGAAAUUAAAAAUCGAGUUAAUGAACUGGCUAAAACUUUGGAGACUAUAAAAUCAUCAUGGAAAGCUUUGGAUGAAACUAAAAUGGACAUGGAUACUCAUUAAAUAAAAAGUAAGUUUAUUAGAUUAAUUACCUUUUGUUACCCUUAAUACUCCCUUAAUGUACUUUUUGAAUCCAAAGCAGAAAUUAAAUUAUAAGGAUAGCAAUUUUUUAAAUUUUUAAUGGAAAAGGUAGAUAGAAUAAUAGAUAAUAUAAUUUAUAAUGUAAAUAAUUUUUUU